AUGCUGGACUUUUCGGAAAGCGACCUGUUGGAGGCGAGAGUCUUCCAGUUGGGAGCUCAACCAGGGGCGAAUCCUCAUCAGAAGGAAUUGAUCCCCCUCAAACAAGCAAACCUGAUUCCCAAAGAUACCUUCAUCUACAAUGCAGACCAGCCCGUCCGUCUCCUCCUUCAUUUAUCAGGCAGCUCUGUCAAGCUGUUUCUCCUGAGCCCGUCCUUCUGGGGGCUCAUGGCCCUGCAUCUGCUGCUCCUGGUGGUCUACUGGAAGGUCGCUAACCAGCACAGCCGCGUUGAUUCUGCCACCGCAAAAGAUUCUGCAUGGCCCUUUCUGCGCACAACGACCUACACUGGCUACCUAGGGACCCUGGUUUCCUUCUGCCUGGUCUUCCAGACUACGCAGAGUUACAACAGGUGCGUGUCAGCUGAAGCCUGA
This is a messenger RNA of Klebsormidium nitens, 429 nucleotides long. Lineage: Eukaryota; Viridiplantae; Streptophyta; Klebsormidiophyceae; Klebsormidiales; Klebsormidiaceae. The record is from the annotation of a GenBank genome assembly.